Molecule: messenger RNA, 1539 nt
Organism: Phytophthora nicotianae INRA-310
Lineage: Eukaryota; Oomycota; Peronosporomycetes; Peronosporales; Peronosporaceae
Exons: 2
Coding region: 209-1333 (374 amino acids)
Biological process (GO): cellular response to misfolded protein
Cellular component (GO): endoplasmic reticulum membrane
Molecular function (GO): Hsp70 protein binding
Source: RefSeq, a predicted model, not a curated record
CCCUCAAAAACUGUUGACCUCCAUUCCGCGAUUGCCGCGGUCGUCCGAGCUUCGGCGUUGUCAACGUUUCUUGGCCGCCACUAGUUGUCACUUGUCCGCACCAGUGGCAUAUUUAUCUUUUACUGUGUCUUGCGCGUGCGGUGGUGCAAAUUACAGCUCUAUAUACGCAGUAUACGUCUCAUAGCUACAGACAGCUCCGACUUCCAGCAUGGAGAUGAACAAGGGAGAGGCCGAGAAAUGCCUCGAGAUCGGAAAGAAGCACUUACGUCUCGGUAACUGGGAGAAGGCCAUCAAGUUCUUUGAAAAGUCACAUCGUAUGUAUCCGCUGCCAGGCGUGGAAGCGAUGCGUGAUCGAGCCAAGGCCGAAAUGGAGAAGGCGUCGACAACCAGUGCACAGCCCACGUCGCCACGUGGCGCGUCAUCAAAUGCUGGAAUGCGACACCGAUCAACUCCAGCCGCGCCAUCGAGAUCUCCGUCAUCGGAGCCCUCGCGGCCGUACACGACCGAGCAGCUGCAGAUGGUGCGCAAGAUCAAGGCUUGUAAGAAUCAUUACGAGGUGCUGUCCGUGCAACAGACUGCCACGGAUAACGAGGUCAAGAAGGCCUAUCGCAAGUUGGCCCUGAAGCUGCAUCCGGACAAGAACAGCGCUCCAGGAGCGGAGGAUGCGUUUAAGGCUGUAGGAAAAGCGUUUGCGGUUUUGAGCGACCCCGAUAAGCGCGCACAUUACGACCGGUAUGGCGAUGAUGCGCCCGUGCAGCAGCAACAGCAACAUCAUGGACGUAGAUACGCCCAGGAAGACGAUAUCACACCGGAAGAGAUUUUCAACAUGUUCUUCGGCGGCGGCUUCCGUCCACGUGGACGGCGGCCACAGCAGCACCAAGGCCAUGGACAUCAGCAGGAACAACGUGGUGGUAUGGCCAACCUGGCCCAGUUCCUGCCACUGUUGCUGAUCUUCCUGAUGUCGCUGCUCUCGAUCCCAUCGACCCCCGAAAUGCCGUUUAGCUUAAACCCGACGCCACAGUUUAACGUCCAGCGUGCGACGCAGAUGGCCAAUGUGGUGAAGGGUAUCCCGUACUACGUAGAGCGCGAUUUUGAACAGCGGUACACGACCCACUGGCGCGAUCUCUCACGGGUAGAGCAAAUGGUGGAGCAGGCACAUGUGUCGAAGCUGUCGGAGAGCUGCGAGAACCUUAAACUGCGGCAGAAACGGAUGAUCUACCGCGCCCGUAACUCUCGCAGCGAAGACCGUGAAGCCGCAAUGCGUAAAGCGCUGGAAAUGAAGAUGCCUCCGUGCGACGAACUGCGCAAACUCCGACGAACGCGACGCUAUUGAUCACGGAGACAUAACCGUACGCAGGAGAUCUACAGUCAAUCAUUCGGUUUUAGAGAACGGAAAUGGGGACGAUAUGUAAUCUCCACGUUCGAGAUAAUAGGACACCGGCAGUCGGGCAAUAGCCACCACGUCAAUACACAUAUGAAGCAAUAUCUACUCGGGGCUGUCAAUCUUUUCUGCCGAGUGCUUGAUGCUCACUGAGCCUU